Mytilinidion resinicola is the source of this 880-nucleotide messenger RNA. RefSeq lists its product as uncharacterized. Bases 110 to 808 code for a protein of 232 amino acids. Gene Ontology annotation, biological process: regulation of peroxisome size; peroxisome fission. Gene Ontology annotation, cellular component: peroxisomal membrane. Lineage: Eukaryota; Fungi; Ascomycota; Dothideomycetes; Mytilinidiales; Mytilinidiaceae. The transcript is spliced from 4 exons. The record is from RefSeq and is a predicted model, not a curated record.
CCAUGUUCCAUCUUUUGCAAAGAAAGACCUGUGCUAUUGCUAUUUCGAUGAGAGGAUAGCUUGCUGUAGUAUACCUACCUUCAGGUCCUUGCUUGAAGUUCUGAACAACAUGGGCCUUACCGCCCUUGUAGCCAAGGUGGGACGACUCACAAGCGACGGUGAUGGUCUCGAAAAGACACUGCGACUGAUUCAGUUCCUUGUCUUUACCUACCUUGCCGCCCAAAGCGGUUUAGUCAAUCCGCUGCCGUUGCAGAGAUUCGUCCAGCAAGUAGCAAUAUCUCGCCGACUCUUUCGGUUCUUCAAAUUCAUAGGAUGCUUCGCCAAAGGACUAAAACCAUCCGGUAAUCCAACCGAUGUCCUUGGAAUGAUCGAGAGACUGAAGUGGAGCUCAAUGGGACUGUUUAUCCUGAUUGAAGACACCACUUUACUGGACGCAAUGGGUGUCUGGACAGUGCCAUGGGCAAGCGCCGUCUUCAAAGAAGCCAUGAAGUUCUGGUUCUACGCCCUCUUCUUAUCUAUCGUACAAAACGUGAUACGUUUGAGUAGAGUCAUCACUGCUGCUCCCAUCGAUCCGAAAAGCGUGACCUCUGAGAAGACUGAAAAAGUUGCGGACGCUAGCAGCGAGAAAAGAGGUCCUACUGGGAGCGAGCAGACAGUGCAGUUCGCAAAGCUGAUAAUGUUGGAUAUCUUUGACAUUAUGAUUCCUGGCGCGGCCACGGGCUGGUUCAGAGUCGGAAAGCUCAUACUCGGCGUUGCAGCCUUGAUGAGCACGGUGUUUCGUCUAACAGUCAUUUGGAAUAGAUGCUGAGCUUCCGGCAAAUGAAGAAUGGAGAUUCAGCAGAGUACAGUACAUUUUCAGGCGUCUAAUCACGUGAAGAUG